AUGGCGGAGCGCAAGAAGCACAAAGUGUUUUUCGAGGGUGAACCGUGGAUCCCUCGAGACUACUUUGUGAACAUCGUUGCCGACAGCUACGACAAUAUGCGGGCCAUCCUCUUCCAGUACUUUUUCUUUCUGCGGUGCAAGAAAUUCGCGGUGGUGGUGCGCGGGGACGGGACAUACGUGGGAGACGAUGGCUACUACCGCUCGUUGGAACCUGACUGUUGUCGAUGUGGGGUGGCAAUCAAAAGAAACACAAGUGCCUUCCAACCAUCUCUGAAAUCUAUGAUAGCAACCUCAAACUACUUUGUUUCCCAUCUCAAGAUCUUGGGAGUUAUGGGCAAUGUAAAAAUGGACAGCACUAGCGUUGCCGACUGUCCUCCAGAUCGCUCCCUGCUCUCAAAAAUGCUGCUGCACGACAGGAUGCAGUUUCCCCCACCACCCCAGUUUCCUGGAAAGUGUCACCAGCAGCAGCAGCUACACACUGCUCAACAUCUCGCUCCCUGCAGGCAGGUGUGGCAACAGUAAUGUGCAGUGUUCAACUGCAUCCUUCAGCAACAUAAGUCAGCCACUUGACCAUAUACCCCACAAGACAAUAUCAGCAGAGCAUGAUCGAGUAGCAUCCCAUCGAUCCUUGACUCAGUAUUCUAGCGUCAUCACUUUUUUUCGUUCUAAUCUUUGUUUUUUCCCAUCAGCAGCUGAAAACUACAUUGUUUUUUUGUGUGAUUUUUGUGACAUUUUCCAGUGAUUAUUGACGUGUUUUCUUCACUAUCUAGUGAUUUGACACAACUCAACAAUACGAAACUGGCAUGUAUAGAUAUGUGUGAGAUGGUAUUUGGGGAGGAAUUAAGAGAUGAUGGCCUAUGGUGAACAAUUAUCUUCGUCUUCCAUUGUUAGGUCUAUGACAUCAUCUGCAGAUUCUAAAAGAGAACGUAACAAUAAUGCACUAUUUAUCACACCAUGGAUGUUCCUCUCUUACUUUUCUCCACUGGUUUCCACGACCCAGUCUUGUCGAAUUCUAUUUCGUCAUCGUCGGUGUCUUGCAAGAUUUGUAGUAGAGUCCUGUGCAUAGAAUAAGCCAGCAACCACAAGUGCAAAAUUUCACUGAACAUUAAGGGGGUGUGGUGAUAGUGCCUAUUAUUAUAGCUAAUGUAUGCAGAGACUCACCAACGCUUUUGCAAAAUGGAUUGCAGGUGGAGCUAGCUACUUUUUAUGGUGGGAGUCAAGUGGAGCUAAUACAACCACAAGUAAAGUGGUUUGUGAGAAAAAAUGAGGAAGUGUUCAUUCCCAUAAGGAUUAUCUUUGCUUCCAUGGACCACAGUGAUGAAAACCA
Geodia barretti is the source of this 1327-nucleotide messenger RNA. The record is from the annotation of a GenBank genome assembly. Lineage: Eukaryota; Metazoa; Porifera; Demospongiae; Tetractinellida; Geodiidae.